AUGACUCUUAUAGAGGAAAUUCAGGUUCUUGUGGUGGUGGUGAUAUCAUCUGCGACUCAUCGGGUAAUAUUAAGACUACUUUCUCUGAAAAAUUUGAGUCAGAAUGAGCUUAAUUUGCUUAAUCUGCCACCGUGGGGAGGAGGCAGCAACCGCAUAGCUGCCGUCGACAAGGACGGAGGCAACCCUCUCUCCACCGUCAUUACAGGUACCGGAACUCAUCAUCACAGCCGCGAUCAACAUAUAAAACACCAGAAACCCGGAUGGAGAAAGUUCUUAUCAUAUGUUGGACCUGGCUUUCUCGUCUCCAUGGCUUAUCUCGACCCCGGCAACUUGGAAACCGAUCUGCAAGCUGGAGCUAAUCACAGAUAUGAGCUACUGUGGGUGGUGCUAAUAGGAUUGAUCUUUGCUCUAAUAAUCCAAUCUCUUGCUGCAAAUCUCGGGGUAUGCACUGGGAAGCACCUGUCGGAGUUAUGCAAAUCGGAGUAUCCAAAAUCAGUGAAGUAUUGCCUGUGGUUGCUGGCGGAAAUUGCAGUCAUAGCUGCUGAUAUUCCUGAAGUGAUAGGCACGGCUUUCGCAUUGAACAUACUGUUCCAUAUUCCGGUGUGGGCUGGAGUUCUCCUCACCGGCUGCAGCACCCUCCUCCUCCUCGGCCUCCAGAGAUUCGGGGUGAGGAAAUUGGAAAUGUUAAUAGCAAUGCUGGUGUUCGUAAUGGCGGGAUGUUUCUUCGGAGAAAUGAGUCGUGUGAAGCCUCCAGCGUCGGACGUGGUUCAGGGAAUGUUCAUCCCCAAGCUCACCGGCCACAGCGCCACCGGCGACGCCAUCGCCCUUUUGGGUGCCCUCAUCAUGCCGCACAAUCUCUUCCUCCACUCUGCCCUUGUACUGUCUAGGAAGACUCCCGACUCUGUUCGAGGCAUCAAUGAUGCUUGUAGAUACUUCUUGGUAGAGAGUGGGUUGGCUUUGCUAAUAGCAUUAUUAAUCAACGUGGCGGUGAUCGUAGUAUCAGGCACCAUCUGCUACGCCGCCAACCUAUCCAGCGAAAACUCCAACCGGUGCAAUGACCUCACCCUCGACUCUGCUUCUUUCCUAGUCAAGAAUGUGGUGGGACGAUCGAGCUCUACCGUUUAUGCAAUUGCUCUUCUUGCCUCAGGCCAAAGUUCUGCCAUUACAGGAACUUAUGCUGGACAAUACAUCAUGCAGGGUUUCUUGGACCUCAAGAUGAGGAAAUGGCUGAGGAACUUGAUCACUAGGUGCGUUGCCAUUACGCCAAGCCUCAUCGUCUCCAUCAUCGGUGGUUCUCAAGGGGCGGGCCGGCUCAUUAUCAUCGCUUCGAUGUUAUUGUCAUUUGAGCUUCCCUUUUCCCUAAUCCCACUCCUUAAAUUUAGCAGCAGUAGCACCAAGAUGGGACCUCACAAGAACUCAAUCUAUGUUAUCGUGAUAUCAUGGAUACUAGGGCUAGGAAUCAUCGGCAUCAAUGUAUAUUACCUAAGUACUGGAUUCGUUAGGUGGCUAUUUCACAACAAUCUCCCCAAAGUUGGGAAUAUAUUUGUGGGGAUCGUGGUGUUUCCCCUUAUGGCCAUUUAUGUACUUGUAGUGAUCUACUUGACCUUUCGAAAAGACACUGUUGAGACAUUCAUCGAUCCAACUAACCAAACUCGCAUGGGUAUGAGUUUCGAUAGGGAGUUCGAGUUGGAGAAUGUACCCUAA
Messenger RNA from Malania oleifera, 1704 nucleotides. Its product is annotated as metal transporter Nramp7.2-like. The record is from RefSeq and is a predicted model, not a curated record. The coding region runs from base 1 to 1704 and encodes 567 amino acids. Gene Ontology annotation, cellular component: membrane. Lineage: Eukaryota; Viridiplantae; Streptophyta; Magnoliopsida; Santalales; Ximeniaceae. Gene Ontology annotation, molecular function: manganese ion transmembrane transporter activity; cadmium ion transmembrane transporter activity. The transcript has 14 exons. Gene Ontology annotation, biological process: metal ion transport.